AUGAAAAAUAAUUAACAUACACGCUUAACUCGUUCAAAUGUUUCUUUUAAAUUCGUUCUUUUAAAAACAAGAAAACACCAACCCUGCUUUUAGCACUUCUGCUGACAUACGUCACGAUGCCUGUGUCGUAAAUAAUUCCCUAAUCUGACUCACAUUUCUUUUGUUGUCAUUUGCCAGAAUAUUAAACAGAAAAAGAUGCUCGGAAUUCACCGGGCAGAGCCUAUGCUCUGCCCAGUGAAUUCUGUGUUGGUUGGAUGUGUUGGUACUAUUACCAACACAUCUGUUCUGGCCGAAGUAAAGAUAAAAAUGAGAUUAUCCACCACUUGUCUACGGCGAAGUUACGAAAUCUUUGGACACAUCGCUAGAAAAGAAGGCGAUAAUCUCGAAAAAACUUUUAUGACGAGGAGAAAAGAUGGACAAAGACCACGAGGAAGAAGUCCUCUACGUUGGUCAGAUCAAAAUCCGCACGACACUUAA
Molecule: messenger RNA, 477 nt
Organism: Diatraea saccharalis (sugarcane borer)
Lineage: Eukaryota; Metazoa; Arthropoda; Insecta; Lepidoptera; Crambidae
Source: the annotation of a GenBank genome assembly